Salvelinus namaycush (lake trout) is the source of this 8507-nucleotide messenger RNA. RefSeq names its product girdin-like. NCBI's taxonomy places the organism in Eukaryota, Metazoa, Chordata, Actinopteri, Salmoniformes, Salmonidae. The coding region runs from base 1 to 5829 and encodes 1942 amino acids. The transcript has 30 exons. The record is from RefSeq and is a predicted model, not a curated record. Gene Ontology annotation, cellular component: cytoplasm; centrosome. Gene Ontology annotation, molecular function: microtubule binding; dynein light intermediate chain binding. Gene Ontology annotation, biological process: cytoskeleton-dependent intracellular transport; cytoplasmic microtubule organization.
AUGUGCCGAAAUCCUAAAGCCACUGUUCAAAGAACCAACAAGAAAGUGAACAAUGACUCAACACUGCGCAUACAAAACCUCUCCAUCCUGAUCCGACAGAUCAAGUCCUAUUACCAGGAGACCCUCCAGCAGCUGGUGAUGAUGCCCCUCCCCAACGUGCUGGUGCUGGGCAGGAGCCCUCUCAGUGAGCAAGGUCUGGAGGAGAUGAGGAAGCUUUUGUUGCUGUUGCUUGGCUGUGCUGUCCAGUGUGAGAAGAAAGAGGAGUACAUCGAGAGGAUCCAGACCUUAGACUUUGACACAAAAGCUGCCAUAGCAUCUCACAUCCAAGAGGUGACCCACAACCAGGAGAAUGUUGUGGACCUGCAGUGGCUGGAGGGGGGCGAGCUGCCCCCAGAGGACCUGGACUCCUUCUCCAGGAACAUGGCCUUCCAUCUCAAACGCCUAGUGGACGAGAGAGACGACCAGCUGGAGACCAUCGUGGAGCUGACCCAGGAGAGGGACUGUGGACAGUACUCUCCCCAGCCGUUCUGUGCCCAGUCGCCCAACGACUCGCCCAGCAUGCGCCGCACAGAGAGCCGGCAGCACCUGUCUGUGGAGCUGGCCGACGCCAAGGCCAAGAUCAGACGUCUGCGCCAGGAGCUGGAGGAGAAGAGUGAGCAGCUGCUGGACUGCAGACAGGAACUGGACAUCAUGGAGACUGAGAAUAAGAGGGUUCAGCAAGAGAGCCUGCAGUUGUUGUCGGACGCCCGUUCUGCCAGGGCAUAUCGUGACGAGCUGGACGCUCUGAGGGAGAAGGCCGUCAGAGUGGACAAGCUGGAGAGUGAAGUGGGACGCUACAAGGAGAGGCUCUACGACAUUGAGUUCUACAAAGCCAGAGUAGAGGAGCUGAAGGAGGACAACCAGGUUCUGCUGGAGACCAAGGCCAUGCUAGAGGACCAGCUGGAAGGAACCAGGGCUCGCUCUGACAAACUCCACGAGCUGGAGAAAGAGAGCCUGCAGCUCAAAUCCAAGAUCCACGACAUGGAAAUGGACCGGGACAUGGACAGGAAGCGUAUUGAGGAGCUGCUAGAGGAGAACCUGGUCCUGGAGAUGGCCCAGAAACAGAGCAUGGAUGAGUCUCUCCACCUGGGGUGGGAACUACAGCAGCUCUCCAUGACCCCUGACCUGACAGAGGUGCCUCAGAAGUCCCUGGGCCACGAGGUGAAUGAGCUGACAUCCAGCCGGCUGCUGAAGCUGGAGAAGGAGAACCAGACCCUGCUGAAGACUGUGGAGGAGCUGAGGGGCUCUGCCAGCAAACACGUCCCCGCACGUCUCCUCAAGGCCGACAAGGAGAACCAGAGGCUCACCCAGAGGCUGGUGCAGCUGGAGAGUGAGCUGAACACAGAAAGGGAGAGUCUGCACAGUGCAGAGAGUCUCGGCACUGACCUGAUGAAGGAGAAGGCUCUGCUGGAGAAAACCCUGGAGACGCUGAGGGAGAAUUCUGAGAGACAGGUGAAAGGCCUGGAGCAGGAGAACGAGCAUCUGACCAAUACCGUCUCGUCGCUGAGGCAACGCUCCCAGGUGGGCCCUGAGGCGCGGGUCAAAGACGUGGAGAAGGAGAACCGCGUGCUGCACGAGUCCAUCCGGGAGACCAGCUCCAAGCUCAACAAGCUGGAGUUUGAGCGGAAGCAGCUGCGUAAGGACCUGGCGGUGUACAAGGAGAAGGGCGAGCGGGCAGAGGAGCUGGAGGUGGAGGCGCAGCGGCUGGAGAGGGAGAACGAGGCCCUGCAGAAGCGAGUAGCCAGCCUGGGCAUCACCUGUGACAAGGUGGCGUCUCUGGAGAAGGAGAACGCAGAGCUGGAGGCAGAGGGCCGUCGUCUGAAGAAGAACGUGGAAGGCCUGCGGAGCACCUCCUUCCAGCUGGAAGCCCUGGAGAAGGAGAAUGUCCAGCUGGACGAGGAGAACCUGAAGCUCCGCAGGGCUGCAGAGGCGCUCCGCUCGGCCGGGAACAAGGCGGCUCAGCUGGAACUGGAGAACCGGGAGCUGGAGAGCGAGAGGAGCCAGCUGAAGAGAAGCCUGGAGCUGCACAAAGCCUCCUCCAGGAAGACGGAGAGGCUGGAAGUGAGCUACCAGGGCCUGGACACGGAGAACCAGCGGCUGCAGAAAUCCCUAGAGAACAGCAGCCGCAAGAUCCAGCAGCUAGAGGGGGAGCUGCAGGAUGUAGAACAGGAGAACCAGAGCCUGCAGAGGAGCCUGGAGGAACUGAAGAUCUCCAGCAAACGUCUGGAGCAGCUGGAGCAGGAGAAUAAGACUCUGGAGCAGGAGAGCUCUCAGCUGGAAAAGGACAAGAAGCAGCUGGAGAAGGAAAACAAGAGACUGAGACAGCAGGCGGAGAUCAGGGACUCCAAGCUGGACGAGGACAACCUGAGGAUCAGCCACCUGGAGAAGGAGAACCGCUCGCUGGGUAAGGAGAUGACCUCCUUCAAGGACUCCUGCAACCGCCUCAAAGACCUGGAGAAGGAGAACAAAGAGCUGGUCAAACAGGCCACUAUAGAUAAGAAGACCCUGGUCACUCUGCGAGAGGAACUGGUGAGUGAGAAACUGCGGACUCAGCAGAUGAACAAUGAUCUUGAGAAACUGACCCACGAGCUGGAGAAGAUAGGCCUUAACAAGGAGAGGCUGCUGCAGGCCGAGCAGAGCUCUGACGAUGACAGGUACAAGCUGCUGGAGUUCAAGCUAGAGUCCACUCUCAAGUCUUCUCUAGAGAUCAAGGAGGAGAAGAUAGCUGCCUUGGAGGCCAGACUGCAGGAAUCCUCUAACCUCAACCAACAACUGCGCCAGGAGCUUAAAACUGUGAAGAAGAACUAUGAGGCCCUGCGACAGAGGGAGGAGGAGGAGGAGAGGAUGGUGCAGAGCUCACCCCCCAGAGGAGGGGACAGGGAGGACUCUCAGGCCGUCAACAAGUGGGAGAAGGAGAGCCACGAGACCACCCGGGAACUGCUCAAGGUCAAAGACCGCCUCAUCGAGGUGGAGAGGAACAACGCCACCCUCCAGGCAGAGAAGCAGGCCCUGCAUACCAACCUGAAGCAGCUAGAGACCCAGAGCAGUAACCUGCAGGCCCAGAUUCUGGCUCUGCAGAGACAGACUGCAUCUCUACAGGAGAACAACACCACACUACAGACCCAGAACGCCAAACUACAGGUUGAGAACUCAACGCUGAACUCCCAGAGUGGCGCUCUCAUGGCCCAGAAUGCCCAACUGGCGACGCAGCAGUCAAGUACGGAGAACGAGAAGGAGGGGGCGGUGAGGGACAGGGAAGACCUGAGGUCCACCUAUGAGAUGCUGCUAAGGGAUCAUGAGAAACUGGCUGCCCUGCAUGAGAGACAGGCCUCCGAGUACGAGGGCCUCAUCGGCAAACAUGGAGGCCUGAAGAGUGCCCACAAGAGCCUAGAGUCACAGCACAGAGACCUGGAGGACAGGUAUAACCAGCUGCUGAGGCAGAAGGAUCAGCUGGAGGAGCUGGAGAAACAGCUGAAGGCAGAGCAGGAGAAGAUGCUGUCUGAGAACAAGAGCCACGAGGCCACGGCUGCAGACUACCACAAACUGAAGGAGGAGAAUGAAAGGCUGAACAUGGCACACCGUCAGCUGGUGAAGGAUAAUGAGGGCCUGCAGGCCGACCAUAAGAACCUGAAGAGCCAGAUGAACGGUGCCAAGCUGGAACAGACCCGCAUGGAGGCAGAGUUCUCCAAACUCAAAGAGCAGUACCAACAGCUGGACAUCACCUCCACCAAGCUCACUAACCAGUGUGAGUUGCUGAGUCAGUUGAAGGGGAACCUGGAGGAGGAGAACCGUCACCUGCUGGACCAGAUCCAGACCCUGAUGCUGCAGAACCGCACCCUGCUAGAACAGACCAUGGAGAGCAAGGACCUGUUCCACGUAGAACAGAGACAGUACAUUGACAAGCUGAACGAGUUGAGGAGACAGAAGGAGAAGCUGGAGGAGAAGAUCAUGGACCAGUAUAAGUUCUACGACCCCUCACCUCCACGGAGACGGGGGAAUUGGAUCACCCUGAAGAUGAAGAAGCUGAUCAAGCCGAGGAGUCGGGAGCGGAUGCGUUCCCUGACGCUGACUCCCACACGCUCCGAGUCCAGCGAGGGCUUCCUGGGGCUUCCUCUGGACAGCCAGGACUCCUCCUCCAUAGGCUCUGGCUCCAACUCCCUGGACGACACGCUGACACACAAGAGGAGCAGCACUCUGAAAAGGUUGCCCUUUAUGAGGACCAGAUCGAAGGAGAAAGACAAAGAGAAGGCCAUCUACCGCCGGUCCAUGUCUAUGAACGACUUGCUACAGACCAUGGCCCUGGCGGGGGGUCAGUGGGCAGGCAGCACAGAGAACCUGGAGGCGCCCGUCGAGACCAACGGGGGCAGCAGUACCCGGCGAAUGAAAGAGCUGGGUUCCAUGGCCUACUCCACCAACGCUAUCAACUACGCCACCCUCACCCUGCCUUCAGGCAGCAGGGCCAAGAGGAGCCUGAAGAUCAAAGACAACGCUUCCUGUGAAGAUGUCCCAGCAUCCUCAGACGACCCCAUUGGGGUCAAAGGGCAAGGCACGUUGAACGGAAACCUCAGCAGGCCCCACAGUGAGAGCAGUGGGGAGUUCAGUCUCAGUCUGGACCAGGAGGAGUGGUCCAGCGGGAGCAGCCCUGUCCAGCACCCCCUGUCCCGCUCCUCUCACCAGAGCCCCAUGCUGCUGCGGAGGUCCCUGGACCCCCAGGCCGCCCAGGCCAGGAAGAAGACGAGCAACUCCUCGGGCAGCGCCAGUGAAGUGGUCUCUCUACAGCAGUUCCUAGAGGAGAGCACCGACCCUGCAGAGUCUGGCAGCCAAGAGAAUCUGACCGUUGAGUCUCCCCGCCUCUCUGGAGGCACUGAGCAUGUGCAGAGGGACCGGGCUGAGCGAGGCUCCACCUCCUGCACCGGCACUAAGGGGCGGGGCAUCCUGCGCUCAGCCAGUGGGAAGGCAGCGCCAGUGCACUCAGACGGCCGCCCCCCAAAGGGUGGCCAACCAGGUCGUCCCAGUCUACGGAAGGCAGAGAGUACGCGUGUGAAGGGCACGGUCCAGCCCCGGGUCGGCCUCUCCUCCCAGAGUAAAGCCAUGUCUGUGUCUGAGCGUCUGGACAUCUCCUCCACCUCCUUCUCCACGCUGCCCCGGGCCAGCAGCGUCAUCUCCACAGCUGAGGGCUCCACGCGUCGGACCAGCAUACACGACCUGCUGUCCAAAGACGCCCGGCAACCCGUGUCUGUGGACCACUCACCCUCCUCAAAGGCCUCGCCUCGCACCUCCACCACGCCCAGUGAGUACCCCCCAACCAGUACCCCAUCACAACACCCCAAUCACCAGUCCAUCCCCCUAGCCCCAGCCCUCGUGCCCCUGUCCCUGCCCAAGUCAGUCAGUAUGCCCUGCGCGGGCAGUCAGCAACCCCCCAAUAGUAAGGAAACUGAUCUCUCCAGCCUGGAGUCCUUCUUUGGAAAGUCCUUCACAGUAGAGUCAGUGUUUAUGGACUCCAUCUUCAGUGAGCCAACCUUUACAGGGGCCAAGAGCCACACCUUCCUCUCCCUCAACACCUCCCUGGUCAGUAACAUCAGCGGCCCCCCAGGCAAAACCCACCCCCAGCCCAACUCUGUUCAAACUGCCCAGAACCAACCAAAUGGGCAAAAGCCCUGCCCACCUGACCAGAAUGGGGAACAGGAGGUAAUUGACACCAAUCAUGUGCUUGAUGCUGACCAAUCCCCAUCCCAACCCCUUAGCCCAGAGGACCAACAAUCGUUGUGGUAUGAGUAUGGCUGUGUCUGAAUGUGUGGCGCCCUGGUCAGCUACUGAUCUGGGACCUGCAUAAGGACCAGUGAUGGUGGGGGAGAAAGAAGGAACUCUGCAUGCUUUAUCAAAGCACUAUCAUGCUAUGUUUUCUGUUGAGCUUUCAUGUUUUCAUGGCUGAUUUGUAAAUUCCUCACCUCUGGUUAGGUCUAUCCCUUUGUCUCGUGGAAGUGGGGUUCUCUGGAUGUCUUUGCUUCAAUGGUCCGUUCACACUAUUCAUUAAUCAAACCUCUUGUUUGGCUCACAUUUUAAAGCUAUUACAUGACUGCAUUAUGGGGGACAUGAAUAGCUGUUCUUGUUAUUUUAAUCAACAUUUACCAUUUAUUUUCCAAUCACAAAUGCAUCUUCAGAAAACAUGUUGCAAAGCUACAUUAACUAUCAUUUGGACAUUCAGUUCAUCUUUUUUUUUUUUUAUCUCCAUGUCAGAGGUCCUCCAGAGUUAGAAUGGAGCUCUGUUUAAUAUUAAAGUUAUGAGGCUUGUAGAACAUGUCCCAUGAUAAGCUGUCUGAGGAACAUAUUAACUGACAAUAAGCUCUAUUUAUGGAGCCAUUAUAUAAUCUAGCCCUUCAGAGGAAAGAGCUACUAUCUUUAACAGGAAACCAGUUUCUCAUCUAUUAAUAUGAGAUAAUAGAUUCUCUUUCCCUUUUUUUCUUAUUGGGUGUUUGGUAUGUGGGAGAAUCCUGUCCUCUCUAAAGUACUGUAUCGCAUUUCAUUACCAGUCUAAUUCUACUGUAUCGACCUCAAUGCAUAUUCACUGAACUGCAUGGCUUUAUUCUGUCUUUGUUUGUUCUGGACCUCUCAUUUUGAUUGUUGUGAUCAAAAUGGUUUUGUCUUUUUCUUUGGUGUGUUUGUGUUUUGUGCAUAUGACACGUUUUUUCUGUUCCAUUUAAUUUUCUGAACAAAUCCUUCUCAAUUGGGGUUAAGGGAUGGUUUUGGAAGAAACGUCAUUCACUAAAUGAUUUGAGAGGAAAUUUAAGUUGUAGAGAGAAUGUUGCCUUGCUAGUGUUAGUGGUGAGAGAAAUUUGCAAGUGAGAUGAAUGUGAUUGUCAGAUUAUUUUGUGAAUGAAGGUUCUUCUACUCUUGGUUAUCAUGGUAUUGGAUCUGGGUAAGGUGUCGUGAGAAUGUUCACGGCCACAAUACAAAUUCCAAUAGCACAAUAACUCAUUUUAGGUUAUGUAUUAUUGUAGACUGACUGGGUACACCAUGUACAAACGUAUAUUAUGAACCAUAUGAAGUUAUAUUCGAGGGCAGAAAGCACUCCUUUAUGCACCAGUAGUAGGAGUAGUGAUGUCGUUGGUAGUUUAGAUGUAUUUAUUUCUGCUUCGUUAUGUAUUUACCAUUUUGAAAUAGUUUUAUCGUAUUUAUCUUGUGUGUAUAAACCAUUAACUGCAGCCUUUAUUCAGAUGGAAUAUAACAUGCUUUUGUUCUGCAGAUGUGGAAGUGUUACAAGAGCGCAGAAAGUCAAAAAGCGGAACUGGGGAGCAACAAAGCUCCUAAACAUUAAUGAUGAGCUCAAGUGGUGAGUGCUGCUCUCCAAGUCCAACAGGGAGAUGGGGGGGGGGGGCUCCAUGGUAACCCAAAGUGGUGUAACAGAUGUCCCAUCCUGGACGUGCUUGCUUAUGCUACGCUGGUGUGUCGUCGUUGUCGUCCCCGGCCUGGCUGGUGCCACCCGGUAAAGGGCACAUGAAUGGACCGUCUGCAUGGCGUCUGGUGGAACACGCUUUGCCCAUUUUUGUGCCCAACCCCUAAUAACAGGAGGACCUGUCUGUCCUGCUACACGUAGAUGCACCCCCUCCCUCCCUCCCUGCUCCUCAGUGAUACUGUGUGUCCAUAGCUGGCUUUUCUUAACUUUUUUCUGUUGGUAUUCAGGAAAAAGCACCGGUGGCUCUAUACGAGGUUGUGGUCCCUUUGCGAGCUUGUCUAUCUGCAAUACUGCAUGGCUCUGGUGUCGUGCAGCUGAAACCCGUCCCCUUACCCUGACUGUCGAUGCAUGUAGACUGCUUUCCUGUGCGUCCAUAUCUACAUGUUCAUCUUCUUCUGUCAUUUCUGCCUCUAACCUUUUUCUGUCCCCUUCUCUUCCUCUCUUCACUCUGUCUGCCUCCAACUCAGAGGAAAGUGACCUUCAAGCUGUCUGACUUUGAAGCCUUUAAAAGUCGGUCUACUGAGAUGGUCUUCAAAGAGAAAAGCUUGUAGAAAAAAACAUGAAAAUCAAUUUCAAGAAUCGUUCAAUAGAGAAAAGUAAACGUCCUCUCUUUUUUCCUUGAAUCAAGGAAACAAAACUCAUAAAGGGAAAUGUCUAAAAUGUUCAAUUUCAUAUUCAUAAUCUCCAGCAACCACCCCAACAUCAACAUAUGUGAAAAUGGCGUGUUUAUAUGUUUUGUAGUAAAAAAUAGAGGAAGAAAUGUUUCCAAUGACAUCAUUGUUGUGCAUGGUGUGAUUUUUAACCAAUUACGAGUAGGUAUUGCUUACUAAUUGGUUGAUGUCAUUGGAAAAGAUUAUCUUUUUUACAUAUGUUGAUGUUGGGGUGGUGCUGGAGGUGAUGAAUAUGAUGUAGAAACAUGUUGAAAUUUCCCGUUAAGACAUAGGUAACUGCCAAAAUAAAAUAAAAGCCAACAAAGUGACUUAAUAGGGCGUUGGGCCACCUCGAGCCACCCAGA